AUGUUGAUCAAGUCAGUUCCUCCCCCUCUGCCCUCCAUCUACGCGUGUCUCGUCCGCAACUUCAGGUACGAACGCUCACCGGAAAAGAAAUCGAGCUCGACAUCGAGUCAGACUACAAAGUACGACAUCAUCCACCCAUCGAAAGUUACCAGUGUUAAUAAGCUACAGGUCUCGAGAAUAAAAGAGCGCGUCGAAGAGAAAGAGGGCAUCCCACCGGUGCAGCAACGUUUGAUUUUCGGCGGAAAACAGAUGGCCGACGACAAGACAGCCGCCGAAUACAAUCUUGAAGGAGGCGCAACGCUACAUUUGGUUUUGGCUUUGCGUGGUGGAUUCUCGUCGCAAUAG
Talaromyces stipitatus ATCC 10500 is the source of this 345-nucleotide messenger RNA. RefSeq names its product NEDD8-like protein (RubA), putative. The transcript is spliced from 3 exons. Gene Ontology annotation, molecular function: protein tag activity; ubiquitin protein ligase binding. Gene Ontology annotation, cellular component: nucleus; cytoplasm. The coding region runs from base 1 to 345 and encodes 114 amino acids. Gene Ontology annotation, biological process: protein neddylation; regulation of proteolysis; modification-dependent protein catabolic process. The record is from RefSeq and is a predicted model, not a curated record. Lineage: Eukaryota; Fungi; Ascomycota; Eurotiomycetes; Eurotiales; Trichocomaceae.